AUGUUGCGAUCACUUUGUAAAUUUCGUCUCAAUUUUGUUAAUGAUGUACGAAAACUUUAUAAUAUUGUACGACAGCAAAAUUAUGAAACUCAAGAAGAAAAAGAUUUAGUAAUUGUUUUACAAAAACUUGUGGGUGAUUUCAUGCUUUCACUGUAUGACACUCAAUCAGAUAAUGAAUUAUUGUCAUUGGAAACUGAAGGAGAUGCUGAACAUAUUUAUCGUGAUCUCUUUCUUUGGUGUAUAUUAACUUAUCGACGUGAUAUGGCUAAAAUCUUUUUGAGUCAAUUGAAAACUCGUAUUUGUUCGGCAUUGAUUGCUUCUAAGAUUCUCAAAUCAUUAGCAGCUUAUGCACCGGAUCAAGUUGCAAAAGAUACAUUGUUUGCUAAAGCGAAUGAUUUUGAAACUUAUGCUAUCGAAUUCGUACGAUGUGCUUAUAUUAAUGGUAGACAUAAAACAUGUGAAUUGAUUAUGCGAUGCACGAAUCUCUAUGGAGGUGUUACAUGUCUUCAAAUGGCCAUUGCUGCAGAUAACAAAAGAUUUUUACAUGAAGAUGCUUGUCAAGCUCUGUUAACGAAUAUAUGGUAUGAUAGAAUUGAUCAUGUUCAAGAACGAAAACGUCUUGUUGUUAAUAUACUUACAUUUGGAAUUUCUCAAUUUUUCAUAUCGAUUUAUUUGAAUCGAAUAUCGAAUUUAUUUCUGGUUCUACUAGCAUAUCUUCUAUUCUAUAUUGGACUUGCACUUCGUUUUACACAAAAAGAUACCCAAAGUUUUCUAUCUGCACGAAUAGUGAUGGCUUUAGAUUUAGAACUAUCGUUUAUUCGUUCAGUUUUAUUCAUCGGUAUUGCUUCAGAUGUUGGUCCUAAAAUUGUGAUGAUUCGAAAAAUGGUAGGACCAAUGAUCUCAUUUUAUUCAUGUUCGUCAUCGUUAUAUUUAUUUUCGGCUAUGGAGUUUCAUCGAAAUAUUUUUCGUGCUAUAGCCUAUCCUGUUUAUUGUUUUGUUCAUGGUAGCAUCGAUAAUGAACGUACACAGUUGGAUGCUACACCGGAUUCUGGUGGGAACAUAGUCACACAAAUCAUAUUUGCUUUUCAUAUGCUUUUUGUCAAUAUAUUAUUGAUGAACUUAUUGAUUGCUUUGUUCAGUUUUACAAUAAAUGAUAUUCAAACACAAGCACGUUAUGUUUGGGCCUACGAUUGUUGUGACAUUAUUCGUACUUAUUACGCCCGAUCAGCGUUGUUUCCUCGAUUCACAUUUCUCAUUUCAAUUAUGCAAUGUUUUCAAUGGUGUUGGAGAAAAUUACACAGAAAUCGUAAUGGAAAGCAAAUGCAUUAUGAAGAACAAUCUCAAUGUUUCAAAAUGAUUCCAAUUAAUGAUGAUGUUGAUUAUGCAUGGUUGGAAUUUGAACGAUAUUCAACUAAUGGUUACGUUCGACAAUUGCUCGAUGAUCAAGCUACUGUACUUUUCAAGGGAACGACGGCAGAUGUUACGUCUGAAUCUUCAUCAAACAAUGCUGAUGAAUUAAAGCGUAUCAAGACUCUUGUGACUGAUGUUCAAACACGAUUUGUUCAAAUGGAAACUCGUUGUGAUCGAUGGAUCACGAAUAUGAAAGAAAUAACAACAUCAAUGAAUUGGAUGAUGAUGGCAAUGGCAAAUGCAAAAAUGGGUGAAUCAGAGCCUCCACUCAUUAGAGACACAUCAAGAAUCAGUUCAAUCAGUCAAAAGCGACAUGAGCAAUUGAAUAAAGAAUAUACAACAGCAGGACAACCAUUGUUACAGCAGGAGCGAUCAGUAACACCGGAAGUUCGUAUUAACAUGGCUCUUCGAGUAAACAAUAAUAAUGAUGUUUAG
Messenger RNA from Adineta steineri, 1845 nucleotides. The record is from the annotation of a GenBank genome assembly. Lineage: Eukaryota; Metazoa; Rotifera; Eurotatoria; Adinetida; Adinetidae.